Messenger RNA from Mycetomoellerius zeteki, 2930 nucleotides. Its product is annotated as glycerol kinase. Gene Ontology annotation, biological process: glycerol metabolic process; glycerol-3-phosphate biosynthetic process; triglyceride metabolic process. Gene Ontology annotation, molecular function: glycerol kinase activity. Gene Ontology annotation, cellular component: mitochondrion. The transcript has 11 exons. NCBI's taxonomy places the organism in Eukaryota, Metazoa, Arthropoda, Insecta, Hymenoptera, Formicidae. The record is from RefSeq and is a predicted model, not a curated record. The coding region runs from base 638 to 2503 and encodes 621 amino acids.
CGUUCCAAACUUCAACCAGCUAUAUCAUGCGCUUUGUGCGUAAUUCGGAACGCACUCAUAAUAAAUUUAUUAGUAGAAAUGGACAUGAAAGCGUUAUUUGGUGGGUUUUUCUUCUUUACGUGUCACGUGGUCAAAAUGUGAACGUUGACCAGCCUGCACGAGAAUCAAGAGAUACUCGAGAUCAGAUUGUAUACGGCUACUUCGAGACUUGUGACUGUGACCACGAAACGAGACUCACAAUCGGUACGAGUACGUAGGGCGAGGUGCGGGAGGGGGAGGGGGGAGAAAAAGCGAGAGGGAGCCAGGAGACGGAGGUAUCCUGGGCAAGUUGCCGAUAAAUUUCUUUGCAUUCUGGCGAACAAGCACGGCGCGCUUAGAUGUACGUAACGUUCGAGUUAGUUCGAGUACAUGCAGUCGUUUGUUUUCUCACGAUUGUAGGAAACGAGAUCGUUCUUGAGAACGACGUCAUUCAAUCGUAAAGUUAUUGCAACGGUAACAAUAACGACGAGAGAGAGAGAGAGAGAGAGAGAGAGAGAGAGAGAGAGAAACUCUGUUUGGUGAAUAUCGCAUCUUUGACUUGCGAGUUAUCGUUAUCACGCUGACACGCCGAAAGAGAAAAAAGAAUUCACGGUGAUUCAUGGAGGACGCAAACGGAAAUGCGGAAGAGGACACAAACGAAGAUACAGAGGAUACGGCGAUCGCGAGCGAGCGGGGCACGCCGGAAGGAUUGAAUUCCCUCGAGGAUUCGGUUCCAACGUCGUUGGAGAUGGAACAGUCCGAGAUCGGUCGGAGAACGAGUAUCUUCAAAUUUUACUCGUACAAGAACGCAGAUACAAUGACGAACACGGUGAAAAAAACAGGACCCCUUAUUGGUGUAAUUGAUGUUGGCACGCGCACUGUUCGCUUUGUGGUAUUUAAUGCAAAGCACGUCGCGGAGGUUGCAUCUCAUCAAAUCGACAUAGAGCAAAUCAGUCCGCAAGAGGGAUGUGUGGAGCAGGACCCCAAAGAGAUUCUUUUUGCGGUAAAGGCCUGCAUUAAGGAUGUAAUUCGCAAAUUGGACAUACUGGGUAUGAAGAUUGACGAAAUCGUUACAGUGGGUAUUACCAACCAGAGAGAAACUACAAUAGUGUGGGAUGCGAUUACCGGCGACCCACUUUAUAAUGCCAUAGUGUGGUCCGAUAUCAGAACCGACGCGAUUGUAGACCAGAUUAUAGCGAAGUUUCCGGAUCAAAGUAAAAAUCAUUUGAAAUCUUUAUGCGGUUUACCUGUGAGCCCAUACUUCUCGGCUUUGAAGAUUCGUUGGUUGAAAGACAACGUACCGGCGAUAAAGAAAGCAAUUCGUGAGAGGCGAUGCAAAGUGGGAACCAUGGAUACAUGGGUUGUUUGGAACUUAACGGGAGGCAAAGACGGUGGACUAUAUAUCACUGAUGUUACGAACGCGUCGAGAACGAUGUUAAUGAAUAUAGAAACGCUCUCGUGGGACCCUACGUUAUGUAGAUAUUUCGACAUUCCUAUGCAAAUGCUGCCGGAGAUCAGAAGCAGUUCCGAGAUAUAUGGCAAAAUCUUGAUUGGUCCGUUGUCUGGCAUUCCGAUAUCCGGUAUUUUAGGAAAUCAACAAUCUGCUUUGAUCGGACAAAAUUGUUUGAAGAAGGGUCAAGCGAAAAAUACGUAUAGGAGUGGCUGCUUUUUACUGUGUAACACCGGGCAUACUAGAGUAUACUCUUCUCAUGGAUUGGUUACGACCGUCGCAUAUCAAUUAGGUCCGAAGAGUCCACCUGUUUACGCAUUGGAAGGUUCAGUUGCGGUUGCAGGUGCAGCUAUUAAAUGGCUACGGGAUAAUAUGAAACUCAUAAAAGAUGUUCAUGAAAGUGAACACUUAGCUCAAAGUGUAUUUAGUACGGGAGACGUCUAUUUUGUACCCGCCUUCACAGGGUUAUAUGCACCUUAUUGGAGAAAAGAUGCAAGGGGAAUAAUUUGUGGACUUACUGCAUUUACUACGAAGCAACACAUAAUUAGAGCGUCCCUCGAAGCAGCAUGCUUUCAAACCAGAGACAUCCUUGAGGCAAUGUACAAAGAUUGCGGAUUUCCGUUAACGAAGUUAAAUACAGACGGAAAAAUGUCGACUAACAAUCUGCUUAUGCAACUGCAGGCCGACUUAUGCGGUACACCAGUAUUUAGGUCAACUAUGCCUGACAUCACGGCCUUAGGUGCAGCGAUGGUUGCCGGACAUGCUGCAGGGAUAGAUGUUUGGGAUCUGGAAGGCGAGGAAGUAGAAACAGUACCAACCGACACUUUUCUUCCAACUACCACACCGGAAGAAAGGGACGCCAGGUAUAAGAAAUGGAAAAUGGCGGUGGAAAGGAGCCUAGGUUGGGCAACAGGAAAAAUGUCUGACCAAAUGACAGAUGAAAGGUACUGCAUACUGGCAUCCAUUCCUGCCAGUUGGUUUUUAAUAUCGAGCUUUGUUCUCCUGCGGUUAAGUUAUUACAUAGGGAAGCGGUGACAGCAAGUCAACAUUAUCGAUAUGCAAGUUCUCGUAGACAGCGGAUAGCCUUAAUUGCAACUCAUUGCAGAAAAAACUUGGUGACUGUAUAGCUUGCUCACUCAUAUAUACAUCGAUACGACGACGAGUAACGUAUUAAGAAAUGAUCAGAGAGAUAAUAUUGCUUCUUUAGAUGCGUUCCAUACAUUUGGAUGCGUUUUAUCAGAGUUACACAUUCAUAGCGUGAUCCUCAUCGAGGACAAAUACGCUAAUCAUUGGUUUUCGAAUUUGGAAAUGAAUAAUGUAACGAGCACAAAAUGUACAUUAUAUGUGUUUAUUUAUAUUUCUCAUUUUAUUUUUUGUGAAAUAACGAUAUUAGAUUUCUUGUAGGAUUGAGAUGAAACAAUAGAAUUUUUUGUGAGAUUUGUACUUCGAAUUUACUUUGUCG